Messenger RNA from Meyerozyma guilliermondii ATCC 6260, 1011 nucleotides. RefSeq names its product malate dehydrogenase (gene MDH1). Lineage: Eukaryota; Fungi; Ascomycota; Pichiomycetes; Serinales; Debaryomycetaceae. The coding region runs from base 1 to 1011 and encodes 336 amino acids. Gene Ontology annotation, molecular function: L-malate dehydrogenase (NAD+) activity. The record is from RefSeq and is a predicted model, not a curated record. The transcript has a single exon. Gene Ontology annotation, biological process: malate metabolic process; tricarboxylic acid cycle. Gene Ontology annotation, cellular component: cytoplasm.
AUGGUUAAAGUUACAGUUUGUGGAGCUGCUGGUGGCAUUGGUCAACCAUUGUCGUUACUUUUGAAAUUGAACCCAAAGAUUGAUGAAUUGGCAUUGUUCGACGUGGUCAACGUUCCAGGUGUCGGAGCUGAUUUAUCCCAUAUCUGCUCCAAUUCCACCACUUCUUCGCACUUGCCCUCGGCUAAGGAGGACAAGACCGCUCUUGCAGACUCAUUGAAGAACUCAGACUUGGUGAUCAUCCCUGCUGGUGUGCCAAGAAAGCCUGGUAUGACCAGAGACGAUUUGUUCAACAUCAAUGCUUCUAUCGUUCAAGGAUUGGCCCAAGGAAUUGCUGAGACUUGUCCUGAUGCGUUUGUGUUGAUCAUUUCCAACCCUGUUAACUCAACAGUGCCAAUUGUCGCCGAGACCUUAAAGAAGAACAAUGUGUUCAACCCAAAGAAAUUGUUCGGUGUUACCACGUUGGACAUUGUCAGAGCCAACACAUUUAUUUCCCAGCUCUUCCCCAAGGAGUCUAAGCCUACCGAUUUCAACAUCAAUGUGAUUGGUGGUCACUCUGGAGAGACAAUUGUGCCAUUGUACUCGCUUGGUAACUCAAAGAAAUACUUGGACAAGUUGUCUGAGGAACAACAAAAGGAAUUGAUCCACAGAGUUCAAUUCGGUGGUGAUGAGGUCGUCCAAGCCAAGAAUGGUGCUGGUUCCGCCACUUUGUCGAUGGCUUAUGCCGGUUACAAGUUGGCCGAGUCUAUCUUGAAGGCCCUUGACACCCCAAAUGUCGUCGAGUGCACUUUUUUGAACUUGGACUCGUCCAUCAAAGGUGCUAGUGAGGCCAAGAAAUUGGUCGGUAACUUGGACUUCUUCUCCUUGCCAGUCAAGUUGGGUAAGUCCGGUAUUGAAGAAGUGCAAUACGAAAUCUUGGACAAGAUCAGCGACAACGAAAAGAAGUUGUUGGAGGUUGCCGUUGAUCAAUUGUCUAAGAACAUCGAAAAGGGUGUGUCGUUUGUCAAGAAGUAG